Messenger RNA from Gigantopelta aegis, 1335 nucleotides. RefSeq lists its product as uncharacterized. The transcript has 8 exons. NCBI's taxonomy places the organism in Eukaryota, Metazoa, Mollusca, Gastropoda, Neomphalida, Peltospiridae. Gene Ontology annotation, molecular function: calcium ion binding. The record is from RefSeq and is a predicted model, not a curated record. Bases 1 to 1335 code for a protein of 444 amino acids.
AUGGGAGGGUCACAGGAAAGUACUACCGUGACUGGGAGGGUCACUGGGAAGUACUACCGUGACAACAUCCUUGCACAGAUCGUUGAGCCUUUCGCACGUCUGUCUGGGCGCCAUUUUGUUUUCAGGACGACAAGGCCCGUGCUCACCGGAGUCUACUGGUCACUGCUUCCAUCAUCAUGUCAAGCACACUGCCUGGCAGAACCAUCAGACAUAGCUUAUUCAUCGUUCUCGUCCCGUCUCACUCAGCUGGACAGAGGAGUGACAACAUCCACGUUUUGGUGCAGUGCUGGGGCGGUCUUCAUCGCGAGGAGGGACUUGGCUCCAUCCAUGGAAAUCACCUUCAAAGACAGACCAACAGUUGUUGGAGUAGGAAUACAGGGACCUCCGACCACCCACAAACAAUAUGGGUUCCCAUUCUUCCAAGUCUACAAUUGGGUGGGAAUCAAUAUGUAUGAAGCUAUUAGAGAAGGGAAUGUCAGAAAUAGGCGAAUUAAGACAUUUCCAGGUCUCACAGCACAAGACAUUGAGCGUGGUGCUCUGAAAGAUCACAUGUUUCCAUAUCCAGUGGUGACUAAUAAGUUAAAGAUUUUCUUCAAACUAAGACUUGGUCAUGAUAAAGUCUGCUUAAAAAUCCAGUUUUAUCAGAACCCAGAAGCAUGUGAUGAAAUGUAUGAAGAAGAAGAUAAAUGUAGGAGUGACAAUGGAGGCUGCCAGCAUAUCUGUAAAAGAGUAUCUGUUAAUUCAUUCUACUGCACAUGUUGGCCAGGCUACACGUUAUGGCGCAAUGGAUUAAACUGUGUGCCAGAUUAUCAGAUUAAAUUCCAUCUUAGUGAUAGAAGACAAAUUUUCGAAGUGGCACAGGCUGAGUGUUUUCAUCGCGGUGGAGUUUUAAGUACUCUUUUCUCUAAAGACGAAUAUGUCAACAUGACAGCCACAACACCUAAAUGGGCAGAUGUUUAUUACAUAGGUGUUGUGGAUGUGGACCAUGAUCAAAGCUACAGUCGAUGGAUAGAUGGGUCAGAUGUUGUUUUCUCUGCUUUUUCCUGGACCCAUGCUAACCCAGGCUCCACUGGUAUGAGUCUGCCUGAUUUAUGGAUCACUGACUACCACCAUGAUGCUCAACUGUACAGCUGUCGUAUUUCAAAUGAAGAUUCUUACCUAGUAAGUGGUUACCAUGGUAUACAGGACUUCCAAUUGACAUCGUCGCCGUACCUGACAUUAUAUUCAACAAUAUCAGCUAUAGCAUUUGGUCAUGCCAGUAGUCGCCGUGGUUCUAAGGCUUAUAUAAAAACCGACACUGGACUAGAGUAUGGGUCGAUGUGGAGACCCAACUGA